Dracunculus medinensis (Guinea worm) is the source of this 1329-nucleotide messenger RNA. The record is from the annotation of a GenBank genome assembly. NCBI's taxonomy places the organism in Eukaryota, Metazoa, Nematoda, Chromadorea, Rhabditida, Dracunculidae.
AUGGGGUCAACAUCUCAGUCAGAAUCGAUUUUGCAGUCUAGCAAAUCAUCUAAUCAGGUAGAACAAGGAAUCAGAAUGAGAGAUAUUGAACUAGAAACUUCGAAUGAAAAAAAGGUAGCAAGCGAUGAGCAUAAUUUGGCAAUAAAAGAAAGUAACACUGAGAACACUAAAGAAACAGAGACCGAAAUUUCGUUGAGUUGUUCGCAUCAAGAAAUCGAUGGCGAAUGUGAUCUGCAAACUGCCUUUUGGAAAUUAGCGGCAGAAACAAUAAGGAAAAAAGUUGACGCAAAAUGUUUAGAGAAUGAAGAGAUUUCGCAUCCUGAUACAUGUGCACUAUUAGUAAAAGGCCAUGCACCAUUAUUAGUUGUUUUGGUUUGGCCAACUGCGUUGGCAAUAAAGUGGAUGGGUGAUCGCUUGGCGCUUCGGUCUGUGCAAAAUAUUCGCAAAGUGGAGUCGAAGAAAGUCGGCAUAGUAAAGGAUGUUUCAGUUGCCAAUAAGCAAAAAACUAUAGCAGAUUGUUUCAAGAAAGGGUAUUUUAAAGUUGCUGAGGAUGUUCAAAAUCAAUCACAUUUACUACUAAGUGACUGUGCAGAAGCUGAAAUCAGAAUAAAUGAACCAGAGAAUAAUGAGGAUCGAUCUCAUACGCUGUGCAGUGAUAAAGCAGUUGAAUCUGAAAUCGGUAUUGCUACGAAUGGACCACUGGUAACGAAGGAUGAACUAUUAGAUCCAGAUAUUUCUGUAAAACUGAAUAAGGAACCAAAAAAAAAUUUUGAGGAUGUUCACCAUCGAUCAGAUUCGCCAUCUAUUGAUUGUGUACGAGCUGAAGUCGAUAAUGAAGCAGCCAAGGAUGACCUUUCGAAAUCGGAUCUUCCUGCAACAAAUUUGCAACCAAUAAUUAACCUUGUGCAAAGUGUGGAUAAGGAGUCAGAGAAAAAUUUUGAAGAUCAGUCACAUUUGCCAUGUAAUAAGUAUGCACAGACUGAGGUUGGUGUGACUCUGGAUGAACCAGUAAUAACAGAAAAUGACCUAUUUGACUCACACGUUUCUGUGGCAUAUUUGCGAUCAUUGACCUAUUGCCUUAUGAAGAAGCUGGAUAGGGAGCUAAAGAAAAAUUUCGAGUUACAUUUGAUUAUACCUGAUUCACUUUAUAACAAAAAAACUCAAGAAAUUUAUGUUGUGAAUUUACAGCUGGCACUUGAGCGGGGCCGAUGGAAGGAACAAAUCGCAGAUUUAGAGUUCGAUUUGAAUGCACUUAUUAGCUUUGUUAAUGAUUCUAUAAAAGAAGGAUCAGAACAUUUGAAUUUUCAAAGUAAAACUGAUUUUGAUUGA